Chelonus insularis is the source of this 1408-nucleotide messenger RNA. It is a transcript of the gene Galt, whose product is annotated as Galactose-1-phosphate uridylyltransferase. Gene Ontology annotation, molecular function: zinc ion binding; UDP-glucose:hexose-1-phosphate uridylyltransferase activity. Gene Ontology annotation, cellular component: cytoplasm. The coding region runs from base 241 to 1344 and encodes 367 amino acids. Lineage: Eukaryota; Metazoa; Arthropoda; Insecta; Hymenoptera; Braconidae. The transcript has 6 exons. The record is from RefSeq and is a predicted model, not a curated record. Gene Ontology annotation, biological process: beta-D-galactose catabolic process via UDP-galactose, Leloir pathway.
AUUAUUUAUAUCAAGCAUCCAAUAAAAAUUUAGCAAUAGAAGACACUAAUAAUUUCUGCUUUUAUGGCGCAAGUUUAAAUAAAUUCUUUUCAACUUCAUACUAACAAAUGUUAGAUAAUCGUCAUAUGUGAUAGUGAGUAAUCAAGCUCUACACCAAUUAUUUUUCUGAGAAGCGCUUUUAUUUAUUGCUGACAUUGAGAAGUUCAUUCAGUGUACUGAUAAUUGAAAUAAGAGAACACAAUGAGUGGAAGUGAAUCUAAUAUCUUCGAUCCAAAAGAACAUCAACACAUCCGGUAUAAUCCAUUGAAAGGAGAAUGGGUGUUAGUAUCACCACACAGAAUGAAAAGACCUUGGGGAGGUCAAAUUGAACCUUCUAAUGAUGAAGAAUUACCAGAAUAUGAUCCAAAUAAUCCACUGUGUCCUGGGAAUCCUAGAGUCAAUGGAAAAGUGACACCAAAGUAUGAACGAACAUAUUCAUUCGUCAACGAUUUUCCCGCGUUAUUGGAAGACGUACCUGGACCACCAGCUUCACAGGAUGAAUUGUUUCAAAUGGAUACAGCACGAGGCACUUGCAAAGUCAUGUGUUUUCAUCCUAAAUCUAACGUUACAAUUGCUUUAAUGAAAAUUGACGAGAUUGCAGAAGUAAUUAAACAGUGGAUCAAUGAGAUGAUAGAAUUGGGAAAAAAAUGGACAUGGGUACAAAUUUUUGAGAAUAGAGGUGCUUUGAUGGGAUGUAGCAAUGCUCAUCCUCAUUGUCAAAUAUGGACAAGUUCAUUUUUACCAUUUGAAGCCAAAAGAAAGGAUCAACAUCUUUUGGAGUAUUAUUCUCGUCAUAAUCGUCCACUUUUGGUAGAUUACGUUGAAAAAGAACUAGCAAAAAAGGAGCGAAUUGUAAUUGAAAAUCGUGAUUGGGUUGUCCUUGUACCAUUUUGGGCAGUAUGGCCUUAUGAAACAAUGGUGCUACCGAAAAAACAAGUGCCAAGAAUACAAGAUCUUACAUCCAGCCAACAAGAAUCAUUGGCUAUGAUAAUGAAAAGAUUAUGUACAAAAUAUGAUAAUCUAUUUCUUUGUUCAUUCCCUUAUUCAAUGGGCUGGCAUGGAGCUCCUACAGGACCUCUAGCUAAUAAAGAUUCUAGUCAUUGGACUUUUCAUGGCAUGUAUUUGCCUCCUUUACUUCGAUCAGCUACAAUAAAGAAACAUAUGGUAGGCUACGAGUUAUUAGCUCAAGCUCAAAGAGAUCUGACACCAGAACAAGCAGCAGAAAAAUUGCGAAGUCUUCCAGAUCAACAUUAUCGUCAUCCUGAGACAAGUUUAACUUCAGACCAAAUUGCCAUGUAUAAUUAAUUCAAAUAUAGUCAAUGUUAUUUUAAAAAAUAUGAGAAAUAAAUAAAUCUAUUUUCUGUUAUAA